Messenger RNA from Lindgomyces ingoldianus, 1620 nucleotides. Its product is annotated as MFS transporter. NCBI's taxonomy places the organism in Eukaryota, Fungi, Ascomycota, Dothideomycetes, Pleosporales, Lindgomycetaceae. The transcript is spliced from 4 exons. Gene Ontology annotation, molecular function: transmembrane transporter activity. Bases 1 to 1620 code for a protein of 539 amino acids. The record is from RefSeq and is a predicted model, not a curated record. Gene Ontology annotation, biological process: transmembrane transport.
AUGGGACGAAGCAGUCAAUCGACCCUCGAGCUGAUGAACAUGGGAGAAGAGCGCAAAACAGGGCGGCAGGUAGAAGAACAAAAGCCUCCUGUACCUCCAGCGGCCCAAAAUCUCCCAACAGGGCCACGUUUGGUGAUUCUAGUUGUGUGUAUUUGUACGGCUGUGUUCCUACAGGCCUUGGACACAACCAUCAUCUCCACUGCUAUCCCCAAGAUUGUCCGUCAAUUCCACUCCCUUCCCGACGUCGGCUGGUACGGCUCCGGCUACUUCCUCACAACCUGCGCCUGUCAACUAAUUUGGGGCCGUAUCUACACUUUCUACAAUCUCAAAUACGGAUACUUGAUAGCCAUCACCAUCUUCGAGAUCGGAUCUCUGAUUUGCGGUGUCGCGACCUCGUCCAUCGUUCUCAUAGUAGGCCGCGCAGUUGCUGGUCUAGGCUCUGCAGGUAUCUACGCAGGAAGUUUUAUCAUAAUUGCCUUCACGACACCACCAGCGAGCCGGCCGAAAUACAGUGCGCUGCUAGGAAGCAUGUACGGCAUAUCUAGCGUCGUAGGACCACUAGUUGGCGGCGCGUUUAGCGAUAGAGUUAGUUGGAGAUGGUGUUUCUUCAUCAAUCUUCCACUCGGUGCGGUCGCUUUAGUUGGCAUACUUUUCUUCCUACGCCAACCCGCUCAAAAUGCCCAACUCCGCAAUUUGCCGCGUAAAGAGAAAAUCAAGCGCCUUGACUGGCAUGGCACGCUAGUCUUCAUCGGGACGUUAACCUCCUUGUUCAUUGCCCUCGAGUGGGGAGGUGAAAAAUAUCCUUGGACUGACCAACGCAUUGUCGUCCUUCUCUUCUUCUUCGCCAUCGGCAUCAUAGUCUGGGUCGGGAUCCAAUACUGGAAAGGCGAGUCCGGCACCAUUCCCGCGCGAAUCAUCAAGCAGCGGAAUAUCUGGACGGCAGCAUUCAGCUGCUACUGCAUGGGCGGCAGUUUUUUCAUCCUGCUUUACUUCACCAGUAUCUACUUUCAAGCCAUCAAAGACUCAAGUCCCCUCAAGAGCGGAAUUCAAACGCUACCGACGUUGCUGGGCUUGACGAUUGGCAUGACGAUCGCGGGACAUACGCAUAAGUUCGUCAAGUAUCAUUCGGCGUAUAUGAUUGGUUCUGCUAUUCUAGCGACAAUAGGCUGCGGGCUUAUUAGUAUGUGGAAUCCUGAGACGAAUUCACCCAGGUGGAUUGGUUACCAAGCCUUGUUUGGCAUCGGGCAAGCUUGGAUGGAGACAAAGGAUAUACCUAUCGGCACGGCGCUUAUGAGCGGCAUCAAGUUGUUUGGCGGUGCUACUUUCAUCUCAGUGGGGUCUGCUGUCUUCAACAACAAGCUUAAAGCCUACUUAGCGCAGAUCCCGAACCUAAAUCCACAUACUGUGCUCCAAGCGGGCGCUAGUGGGCUUACUGGCGCAUUACAUGACCCCGCUCAACUUGGAGCGGUCAAAGAUGCGUACAGCAAGGCACUGACGACGACGUUCCACAUCUCCGUGGUGCUCAGUUGCCUUGCUGUGCUUGGCGCGCUGGGUGUAGAUUCUCCAGGUAGACUUCCAUGUGAAUCGCAGCCGAUACCUCUUUCGAAAGGGUGCAUUUAA